CAGUAAGUGCAUACAUUCUCUAGAUCAUCUUCCCUUACCUCCAUCAACUUCAAAAUGGACGAGACUCACUCUUCGUCCCAGAAUGCAAGCGAAGAGACCGUGACCGAGAAAAAUGAAUUCAUGGUUCCAAUGAUGCCUAAAAGUGAAAAGAAGUGGUUCAAAAACGUUUAGUUACCCGAAUUUCGUACCCAACUGUGGGAAGAAAUGUACUGGUUUAGUGGGUCGGCAGAACUAAAGUUGAAGCAAUUGCUCAUCGAUCCGGAUCAUUUCAUUGGACCUGAAUUGAAUCCGACUUUACGAUGGGGCUCGGGUGACAACAUCGAAAUCCGCUGGGAAGGGGCUGCUGGUGAGGCCAAGACUCAUCUUCUAGUGGUCGAUCUUGAUAAUUGCAGCUUUCUGCAUUCAAGUAGACCGCGAAGCAUAUUACUUGGAAAUUUGCACAGGGUAGUACAAUUUGGUUUUCCUGACGAAAGCGAAAGCGUUCAUCGUAUCAGGGAGUAUUUGACAAACACACUCGGUCAAAGUUGCGCUCCAGGAGGAAAGCAUAUCAUGUUCGAAGCCCUUCCGGAACAAGAGAAGAUUUGGCUCGACUUUCGUAGACGGCUGAUGACACUGAAUGAUAAACUGAAAGACAUUUCGGAUGCACAUGCAGAGAGAAUCGAAAAUUGUUUUAACAUGCUCAAGCUCAAGGCCAAGACAAUGACUGCAUGCGAAUCCGAAUCAAGUUCUUCCACAGUGAAGACUGAAACAACACAAAUGGACUUUGAGUACAUUUGAAUUCGUUGAUGAAGAUAUGUUGAACUUUAAUUGUACAUUACGAAUCCUCAAG
Meira miltonrushii is the source of this 829-nucleotide messenger RNA. RefSeq lists its product as uncharacterized. The coding region runs from base 205 to 777 and encodes 190 amino acids. Lineage: Eukaryota; Fungi; Basidiomycota; Exobasidiomycetes; Exobasidiales; Brachybasidiaceae. The record is from RefSeq and is a predicted model, not a curated record. The transcript has a single exon.